Chaetura pelagica (chimney swift) is the source of this 898-nucleotide messenger RNA. RefSeq names its product core-binding factor, beta subunit (gene CBFB). Gene Ontology annotation, molecular function: sequence-specific DNA binding; transcription coactivator activity. Gene Ontology annotation, biological process: regulation of transcription by RNA polymerase II. NCBI's taxonomy places the organism in Eukaryota, Metazoa, Chordata, Aves, Apodiformes, Apodidae. The record is from RefSeq and is a predicted model, not a curated record. The transcript has 5 exons. Gene Ontology annotation, cellular component: core-binding factor complex; nucleus. The annotation marks the transcript as partial.
GAUGUGGAUGAGGAUGAGGAUGAGGAUGAGGAUGAGGAUGAGGGUGAGGAUGUGGAUGUGGAUGUGGAUGAGGAUGAGGAUGAGGAUGUGGAUGAGGAUGAGGGUGAGGAUGUGGAGGAGGAGGAGGAUGGUUUGGCAGCUUUUGUGGCCACAGGAACCAAUCUAUCUCUCCAGUUUUUUCCGGCCAGCUGGCAGGGGGAGCAGCGACAGACACCGACCCGGGAAUAUGUCGACUUUGAAAGAGAAGGAGGCAAGGUGUACUUGAAGGCACCUAUGAUUCUCAAUGGUGUCUGUGUAAUCUGGAAAGGCUGGAUAGACCUACAGAGACUGGAUGGUAUGGGCUGCCUGGAAUUUGAUGAAGAGAGAGCACAGCAGGAGGAUGCAUUGGCACAACAAGCCUUUGAAGAAGCUCGGCGAAGAACUCGUGAGUUCGAGGAUAGAGACAGGUCUCAUCGGGAGGAAAUGGAGGCAAGAAGACAGCAAGACCCUAGCCCUGGCUCUACCCUGGGAAGUGGUGAUGACCUCAAGCUGCGUUAAGGAAGAGCAGCAGGCACACCACGGGGCUGCUCACCUGCAUUGCUUCUACCUGGCAAAGGAUUGAAUCCAAGACCAGAAACUGUGAUACCUGGGAUUACUAUGGUCUGUUUCCUGACCUGCGGCAGGCAAAAUCACCAGGAGCUGCCAUGGUUUGCACUAUGUUUAUGUUACAAUACCUGCAUUUCCCAUUUGAAGCAUGUAGCCAGUGGCAAUUGGAAAAUUUUGGGUUUCUAUGCAAACUUGUUUUGUUUUUUUUUGUUGGCACUAUUUUAGUGAAAUGGAAACUUAUGCAGCUAUAAAACCAUUUUUCUCAACUGUAAUAAAAAUUGUCAGUCAAGAAUAGGUCAAAAUAUUACAGAUU